Molecule: messenger RNA, 1080 nt
Organism: Ostertagia ostertagi
Lineage: Eukaryota; Metazoa; Nematoda; Chromadorea; Rhabditida; Trichostrongylidae
Source: the annotation of a GenBank genome assembly
AUGUUCAGCCGUCUUCCAGAUUUCCCAAUGUUCGCUCCGGAACUGCUCAAGGAAACCGGAAAUGGCGAUAACUAUCCACGUGGCUCACCACAAGGCGAUAUCUAUAGUUUAGGCAUGAUAUUGUACUGGUUAAUGUACAGAGAGGAUCCGUUUGCUAAGACUGGCCUUCGCGGAAAAGCCCUGGUUGCUGAGAUUCUUAAGCGUCGUCUUAAACCUGAAGCAGACGAUUACGACGGCUCACCAGAUCAGAAGGCACUUGCUCGCCUCAUGAAAGAGUGCUACACUACUGCUGCCGAAUCGAGGCCGAGUCUUCGAAGUGUUCUAACAGCGGUCAACAAGGCAUUUUCUACUUCGAAAGGGAAUUUGGUUGAUCAAAUGAUACGCAUGAACGAAAAAUAUGCACAGAAUCUCGAGCAGAUUGUGGCCGAGAGGAACGCGAUGCUGCAAGAGGCUCAGGAGCAGACGAACCGGCUUCUGAAUGAGAUGCUUCCAGCGUCCGUUGCACAAGUUCUCAAAGAGGGUGGUACGAUACCUCCACGGAGUUAUGACGCAGCUACCGUAUGCUUUGUACAACUCUGCGAUUUUCCUGCACUUGUUAGGAAAAGCAGGUCCGACGAGGUCAUCAGUUUCCUUAAUGACAUUUUCGAUCGCUUCGACACAAUUAUCAAGAAGCAUGACGCAUAUAAGGUAGAAACUACGGGCGAAACCUACAUGGUGGCAUCCGGUGUGCCGAAUGAGAAUGAUGGACGACACAUUAUCGAAAUAGCGGAGUGUAGCUUAGAUAUCAGAGAGGAAUCUUAUACAUACGUUGUCGCUCACUGUCCCGACUUCAAGGUGCGAGUUCGCAUCGGAUUUCACUGUGGACCGAUCGCUGCUGGCGUCAUAGGAAUACGUUCUCCGAGAUAUUGCCUUUUUGGAGACACGGUUAACUUCGCCUCACGCAUGCAGUCUAACUGCCCACCAAAUCAGAUUCAAACAAGUGAAGUAACUGCGUUGAGACUGAUGAAUACCAAUGAAUACUCGCUAGUAAAGCGAGGCAUUGUUCAAGUUAAAGGAAAAGGUAUAGUUCCACUCAAGCUG